ACCUGCCCUGUGGGCGGGGGGCCACGGCGUGGGGGUCUCUGCUGUGAUCUGACCUCACCUGACCUCACUGCCUUCUGGGACUGAAAGUGGAUGGAAACCUCCCGGGUGUAAACAAACAAGCAAACAAACAAAACAAUGCGGUUGUGGUGGAUUUUACUGUCUGGGUUCUGGAGCGUCUGUGGGGAGCUGCCAUUUAUAGCGGAGAACAACGCGGCCAUGCUGGUCAACUGGAACGCCGUGGAUGGGAAUAAAAAGCUGUACGCCAUUUACGACACGAGCGUCAACGAGCCGGGAAACAUGUCGUUUGUCAAAGAAACUGUGGACAAACUGUUGAAAGGAUAUGACAUUCGUCUCCGGCCAGACUUUGGAGGUCCACCGGUUGCUGUUGGCAUGAGCAUUGAUGUGGCGAGCAUAGACAUGGUGUCAGAAGUUAAUAUGGACUACACCCUGACCAUGUACUUCCAGCAGUACUGGAGGGACAAGAGGCUGGCCUACGUGGGGAUUCCCCUCAACCUGACGCUGGACAACAGAGUGGCGGACCAGCUCUGGGUCCCAGACACGUACUUCCUCAAUGACAAGAAAUCCUUUGUGCACGGGGUCACGGUUAAGAACCGAAUGAUUCGACUCCACCCGGAUGGAACCGUCCUCUACGGACUCAGAAUCACGACAACGGCGGCCUGCAUGAUGGACCUGAGGCGAUACCCGCUGGACGAACAGAACUGCACUCUGGAAAUCGAAAGUUACGGGUACACCACAGACGACAUAGAGUUCUACUGGAAAGGGGGAGACACGGCCGUUACCGGUGUGACCCGGAUCGAGCUGCCUCAGUUCUCUAUAGUCGACUACAAGCUCGUCUCCAGGAACGUGGUCUUCUCCACUGGUGCCUACCCUCGCUUGUCACUGAGCUUCAAGCUGAAGCGAAACAUCGGAUACUUCAUCCUGCAGACAUACAUGCCCUCCAUCCUCAUCACAAUCCUGUCCUGGGUGUCCUUCUGGAUCAAUUAUGACGCCUCAGCUGCCAGAGUGGCUUUAGGGAUCACCACCGUGCUGACCAUGACAACCAUCAACACCCACUUGAGAGAAACCCUCCCCAAGAUCCCCUACGUGAAAGCCAUCGACAUGUACCUGAUGGGCUGCUUCGUGUUCGUUUUCCUGGCGUUGCUGGAGUACGCCUUCGUCAACUACAUCUUCUUCGGACGCGGCCCGCAGAUGCAGAAGAAGCUGGCUCUGAAGGCGCUGAAGGCAAACAAUGAGCGUGGCAGGUUUGACCGACCCAAGUCCAUUCUGGAGGGAGUCAACUGGAAGACCUCGUCGUCUCUGAAACAGUCCAAUCAGGUUCAGAGUCGCCGCCAGUCGCAUCAGGUCGACUCCCGCGGGAACGUUCUGCUGACGUCCUUGGAGAUCCACAACGAGGUGGGGAGCAACGAGGUCACCACCACCCUGAGCGAGACGCACAACUCCACCUCCAUGACGUUCGACAACUCGGGGGUCCAGUACAGGAAGCCCAGCGCGCCCAACGAAGCGGGCCGCCACAGCCUGGACAGGAACGCGCAGUUCAAAAAGACCCGCCUGCGGAGACGGUCGUCGCAGCUCAAAAUCAAAAUCCCUGACCUCACUGACGUGAACGCCAUCGAUAGGUGGUCGCGGAUUAUAUUCCCCUCCGCCUUCUCCCUGUUCAACAUCAUCUAUUGGCUUUAUUACGUCCAUUAACACACUGCGGUUUUGUUUUUCUUUUGGGCUUUUUUGUUUGUUUGUUUUUUUUUAAACCCAUCUUUGUCUCGUUCCGCUUCCGGAAUCGGAGAGAACGUUUCGACGCAACGCGCCUGACGUGGUGAAAAUCCCGAACAUUUCUGGGUGCAGCGAGCGCAGACUUUGGCCGAGAGAGCCGUCAUUCAGACUGUGCGACGUCACGUGGGCUUUUACCGCGGUGCGGGGGGGAAGUGGGGGAAAGACUUGCGUGUACAGACGGCCACCUUCUGUUGUGACCUCUGCAAACAGCUGGGAGAGGAAACAUCUUUGCACCGCUGGAGGCCUGUUGCUUGGACACCGAUGUUUUUAACGUGAUCGCAUUGUCGCAGGUGUCUUUACGACAGUGAUGCGGCUUUGUUUGUCUACAAGUCUUCACUUUGGCCAACGUGGACACUCCCGAUUUCCACCUGCAGACUAAAAUCUGUCUUAAUCUUUGGCUGUUUUGGAGAAAUAUUGUUGUUUGUAGCUCAGUUCAGGUGAAAAUCACUGAGGAGUCUUACAGUGCCUUGCAAAAGGAUUUAAACCCCCUCAAUGUUUCCACGUUUUAUCACAUUUCAACCACAGAUUCAAAUGUAUCAAUGUUUAUUUUAUGUGAUAGACCAACAUGCAAAAUUUUUUAACAUUUUAGGGAUGAGAGAAGCAACUUUGAAAAUCCACACGAUUCCAUCGUUUCUUGGAGUUCACGACGCCGUUUGUUCUCUCACAAACUUCUUCAGGGAACAGCUGGAUUCUUACUGAAAUUAAAUUACACACACAUGGUUUCUGUUUACUAACUAAGACUCCCGGUUGGACUGGACUCCAAUCUCAUUUAGGGCAUUAGUGUCGAUCUAUCACAUAGUCCCGGUAAAAUCAAACAAAGUUUGAGUGUGGCAUGUGAUGAAAGGUGAGAAGUUCAGGGAAGUUUGAACGCUUCUGCAAGGACAGGAGAGCCUGCAGCCUGUUGCGGCAAAACUGGAAUGGGGUGAGAGCCGGCAACAAUGUUGCCAAAGAUCCAAACGUUGCUUUAAAGCAUAUUCAUCGUUACGUUACUUAACCUUAAAAUUCCUACUGUUGUUACCGCAAGAAAGCGCGAUCACAGCCAGCACAUCACUCAAUCCUACUUUUCUCAUUCUCAUCCCGUCAGACAAAGAAAGCUUGGAAAUUUGUUUACAUUAAAAAAAAAUAAUAAUAAUAAUAAUAAUAAUAACUGAUGUCGAUCUGUGUUCGUAAAAAAAAAAAAAAAAAACCUUAGGUUUAAUUUGGUUUAUCUUACCUGAAACAAUUGAUGUCAUUGUGUAUUUGAUGCUAACUUACACUAUCUAACAUGUUUGUUCAACACCUAACAAAUAUAGCCUACACUUUUGCUUUGUGUAACAUACAACAUACUGCUGGAAAGGGAAGAUAUUUAUUAUUAAAAGAAUGCCAAGCCGACAGAAACCUAAACUAAAAUGUUUACCUGAAGGCAACUGGUAUAUAGCACUUCCAACAUUAACAUAUAUAUGUGAAAAUAUACUCUUUUUUUUUACCAAGAUUUUUUUUCUGACAAUCCAGUUAAGUAAACAGGGCUCUGUUAUGACUUGGACAAAAGGGAUAGGCCAUAAUUCACAUUGGAUGGAUAAAAGUGAAAUAAAAUGAGCAUUAUCUUCAUAACACCUUAAAGGUUCAUCAACCAGCCACAGGCUCCGCCCACAGGAAUACAAAAAUGAAACAAAGCAAUUACCUCUAACUCAAGUAAGCUCUUAUCAAUGUUUGAACGAUAAGAAAAAUAAAUAAGCAAUCACAGGAAUGAAAAAAGAACACUGAAAGCAAAAGGCAAUGCUCAAUUUGAUAGAAAACCAUUAAUAUACAACGUCUUGAUGGCGUUGCCAUUGCGUCUUCACGUGACUCCCUCCCGGCGCCCCUUAAUCCGGAAAUAGUAUUGUUUGAAAACCUCGACCGGGAAAAUCUUUGACACUGGAAAUUGAAAGCUAGGAAGGAGAUGACGGCUAUGUGCAGCCACGUCGAACCGCGAUGGUUUGUGCUGAAACCAAGAAGACACGUGUGUGUGUUUGCGUGUGAGCACGGACUUUGCUGUUGCACUAUGGCCGAGGUCGCGAGGGCUCCUCUGUCACACUUCCAAAGAGAAUCGGGCGUGAAAGCAAAAAAAAAAAAAAAAGAGUAGGAAGAGUAUUAUCAUCCAAUUUACAUAUUGGUUGUUAAUAUUAGCUCAGUCAGUAUCAAUCUGGCAGUGCCCAUAAGUUACAUAAUGACUAAUACCAGCUGAUACCGAUGUUGGUGCCGAUGUAUCGUUCAAAUCUCAACUAAUAAUGGAAGUAAAUAAAGAUGAAUUUACUCCUUUCCCAAGUCAAACAGAAAAAUCCUUUCAAUAAAACCUUCAAUUAUCUUUUGUACUGUUAACAACUCUGGACAAACAGCUGGCAACGCAUCAGGCUUUGAUUAGACCACAAAAAAGUUUUGGUUAAGAGCUAAAGCUCUGACUGGUCUGUCUUCUUAUAUCUAGAAUGAGCUUCUUGUUUUAAUGUGAAGCUCCAUAAACAGACGUCUGGCUGUAAAAAAAAAAUAAAUAAAAAUGCUACUUUUUUUCUUUUUUUUUUACUAAAUGUUGGGUUCAUAUGAAAAACAAAAACUUGAAAUGAUUUCCCAGUUUUGUCAUCAUGCUUUCUGUACCAAUCUGUUCUUGAUAUUUUUGUUGAAACCCUCAUUUACAGCGAACUUCACACUGGACUUUUCUUUCUUUUUGUCUCGUCGCAUGGCGUUCGAGAGGUGACCGGGGUCGUCGUUUCAAAACACUUGUCCUCAAGCUGUUUCCCUUGCAGUCUGGAUGUACAUGCUGUGACAUUUUCUUUCAACUCACUCUGGCUAUGUUGUCAUCAUUGUUUUGCUCAGUGAUUUCCAGCCUCGCCUUUCGUUUUGGUUAGUCCUCGCGAAGUAUUACAAUUUCCUGGCUGUGAUUGAAAAAUAUAAAAAAUAAUGAUAAUUUUUAAAAA
Poeciliopsis prolifica (blackstripe livebearer) is the source of this 4715-nucleotide messenger RNA. It is a transcript of the gene gabrb3, whose product is annotated as gamma-aminobutyric acid type A receptor subunit beta3. The record is from RefSeq and is a predicted model, not a curated record. Gene Ontology annotation, cellular component: membrane; synapse; GABA-A receptor complex. The transcript has 11 exons. Lineage: Eukaryota; Metazoa; Chordata; Actinopteri; Cyprinodontiformes; Poeciliidae. Gene Ontology annotation, molecular function: neurotransmitter receptor activity; GABA-A receptor activity; extracellular ligand-gated monoatomic ion channel activity. Bases 136 to 1710 code for a protein of 524 amino acids. Gene Ontology annotation, biological process: chemical synaptic transmission; monoatomic ion transmembrane transport; regulation of membrane potential.